CUGAGCUGCAGGAAAACGCCUGCGAGGGGUUGCCUGUGAUUGUUCCUUCGAUUGAGAAAAGCACUGUUUUUCCCCCGCCUAUAUCUGAUAGCUAGAUUCACUUGGGAGACAAGGAAACGAUGUCCGCUAGGUUGAUUAAAAGAGUUCUAAAUGAACAACACCGUCCCCUGGAAGUGAAGCUGGAGGAGGACGAAGAAGAAAAUCAGCUUCAAGGAGAAGAAUCGGCGUCCCCAGAAUCCGUAUCUCGUUCUUCAAUCAAUCCCUUCGACCUCCUUAAUGACGACGAUUCUGAACCGGACCAGGAAAGUGAACUGACAUCCACCAAUGAAAGAUUGAGGCGAUUUGAUGAUAAAGAGGAGUCGCCUUCAUCGAAAUAUACUGCUGUAGCGUCGACAUCUAAUCUAAAAUCAAAGAAGAAGAAAAAGAAGAAAAACAAGGACAAUUCUUUAUUAAGUAAAGAAAGAGGUGAAAAAGAUUUGGACCAAAUUAUAGAGAAUUUAUCACUAGAUGACAAUUCUUCUGCUGAACAACAUGUCUCUACAGAGGACAGAGUAGCAAACGCCAAAGGCCAGUAUAACACUGUCAAGCAGCAGUCAUUCUCGAUAUUACAAGUGGAUCCUAAACAUUUGAAUGCUGAAAAUGAGCUCAAACGAAUAUUUGGUUCCAAGGUAGUGAAAUCAUUCGAGAGUAGUAAUCAAGCUAGCAGUUCUAGGCCAAUUCGAGGGGUGAGGCGUGGGCACUAUAAUCUCAGAAAGACUGUUCUAGUCCAUCCAGCUGAUCAUUGGCCCCGCUGGGAUGGUUCUUUGUCCAUGGAAUUUUUGGAAACAAAGGAUGGAUAUAACUACUUUAGAUAUGAACACGCAUCAUCAUAUUCUCAAGCUCAGAAGGCAUUUGAAGCUGCCAAAGCAAUUAACGACUUAAAUGGUCUAGCUAGCAUAUUAUUGUACCAUCCUUACCAUCUAGAUUCACUUUUAACAAUGGCAGAGUAUUUCAAGGUUGUGGGUGAGCAGCAGACUUCUGCAGAUGCUAUAGCCAAAUGUCUAUAUGCACUUGAGUGCGCAUGGCAUCCCAUGUUCACUCCGCUGCAGGGCAAUUGUCAAUUGAAAUUCAGCCAUGAAACUAACAAACCAAUGUUCACAGCUCUUUUCACUCACAUGAAGAACUUGGACAGGCGGGGCUGUCAUCGAUCUGCUUUAGAGGUCUGUAAAUUGCUGCUUUCACUGGAUUCUGAUGAUCCCAUGGGGGCAAUUUUCUGCAUUGACUACUUUGCUUUAAGGGCUGAGGAGUAUGCAUGGCUGGCAAAGUUUUCUGAAGAUUAUAAAAGUGAUAAUUCCAUCUGGUUAUAUCCAAAUUUCUCGUAUUCCCUUGCUGUUUGCCGGUUUUACCUUGAAAACCUUGAAAAAGAGGUGUCAGAAGAUGCUUGUAGGGAUGCUAAAAAGGCCUCUUCAACUGAUCUUAUGAAACAAGCAUUGAUGCUUCAUCCCUCUGUUAUAAAGAAGCUAGUGGCGAAAGUACCUUUGAAAGAUCGCGUGUGGACAAAUAUUCUCAAGCAUGCCUUUUUCCGAUCAGAUCAAAUAGGAAUUCCAUCUCAAGAUCACUUGAUAAAUAUAUAUGUAGAAAGAAAUUAUCUUAUAUGGAGGCUUCCAAAUCUGCAGAAAUUGCUCAGCGAUGCUGCCCAACUAGUCCUGGAAACUAUAGAAAAUGAUAGAAGUGAAGUAAAGGAUUGGGCUUGUGUCAGAAAAGAAGCAUUCUCAGCUGAGAAAAAUGAGUAUGGACAUUUGUUGGUUUCUGAUUUUUCUGACUCGGUGGCCUCAAUUCCACAAGAGAAUCUGCAAAAUUUUAUGGGCGCUCCAAGGAUGCGAGAGGUUGAGCAGAAUGAGAAUGAGAUUGUUAAUUUGCACGGGAAUGGCCAUGUUCAUCGCGAUGUUAGUGACAGGAGUGCAUUGGCUGUCCUGUUUGAGUCAAUGCUACCGUGGGUUACUUAUGGGGAUGGGGAGGACGGUGGACCUGAUGAGCAUCAACGAGACAAUCAAUGAUUCUGGAUACAACCCGGUCAUCCAGGUUCUGCAUGGUGCUUUAAAGAAAAUAAUGACUCAACAUAUACUCUUUUUUUUCGUGGUGGGUUUGUGGGGUGGGAGCAGGAAUAGUUAAACUCUCCGUAAAGGAUACCCCUCUGUAUAGAGCCAUGCGGUCGAUGCCUUGUGCUUUUGCGUCGAUAUUCUUAAAUUAAUCUCUAUCUGGGAUCUCAAGAUGCCUAUUGAUGCCAUGGUCCUCGGAAAGUUUUGUGGUGUCUAAUUUUGGAAAUAUUGAGGCAUAUAUUAUUGUUAUUAACGAUGUCUGAUCCUGGUGUUGCUAUCAGAGUAGGGAUACUAAUAAUUAGGUGCGUUCUACUAUUGGUACCCUGUAUUUGUACUGCUCUAAAUUUUUUACGGAUAUAUAGCAUCUUUCUGAGAUUUUUGCGUGUUA
Neltuma alba is the source of this 2466-nucleotide messenger RNA. Its product is annotated as transcription factor 25. The record is from RefSeq and is a predicted model, not a curated record. Gene Ontology annotation, cellular component: RQC complex. NCBI's taxonomy places the organism in Eukaryota, Viridiplantae, Streptophyta, Magnoliopsida, Fabales, Fabaceae. Bases 120 to 2036 code for a protein of 638 amino acids. The transcript is spliced from 4 exons.